Messenger RNA from Haliotis rufescens (red abalone), 2699 nucleotides. RefSeq names its product G-protein coupled receptor 183-A-like. The coding region runs from base 1213 to 2340 and encodes 375 amino acids. Gene Ontology annotation, biological process: G protein-coupled receptor signaling pathway. The transcript has 2 exons. Lineage: Eukaryota; Metazoa; Mollusca; Gastropoda; Lepetellida; Haliotidae. Gene Ontology annotation, cellular component: plasma membrane. The record is from RefSeq and is a predicted model, not a curated record. Gene Ontology annotation, molecular function: G protein-coupled receptor activity.
AAUAGCGUCGGAACUAAUUGCUUCGAUCGACGGUGGUCAACGCACGUUGUAACGACCACUGCGAUUGGCUACUGGCUCCUGCGAGGUAACAUCCAGUGAACUGAGAACACGAGUUGCUUUAGACUUGAGGUCGGGAGCUUUCAUAUUUGUCACUGCAUGGGACGUUAGCUUCAGGAACUGACUCCGGCGGAGAUCGAAAACAUUUCAGUAGAGGUGUGAUAGUAUGUGUGGAACGUAUUUGAUAACGACACAACAGACGUACUGCAGAUGGUAAUGGCUGCUGUAGCCGAUGGUGAAAAGCUGCGUCUUAAUCAGUAUCAAUUUCCGGGGCUUAUGUACUGAAAUGACACCCCAUGUCAUCACGACCAUAUAAGUGACAUUUUGGAACCAACAGCGGAAGGCAAUCAAUAACUUAAGGUUCCACGUCAAAGGAAAUGGACAACCCAGCAGGAUAGUACAUUGAACACCACCAAGAACAUCACUAGUAGACUCAUUUGUUCCAUCUGACAACGACUUGGACGGAUUUAGUUUGGAGUGUUUAAUCACCUCUGGCUUUAUAGAUCGGUUUCGAAUGGAAAACCGGUGGGCAUCACAUUUCUCAUUCUAGUGUUGAGAUAAUGGUUUCAGGGCUCCGGGUUCGUCAGUAAAGGCUGCAUUGAUAUAUUGCAAUAUGGGACUUACAACGUCACCAAGAUUAAACAGGACAGUGUUAUUUAACAGUUUAUAAUACCACAGAACAUCAGAGCAGAAUAAAGAUUUUCGGUGGCUCCAAAGACACUGGGCUCCACCAAGGACGAACGUGGGAACAACCAUUUGUUAAUGCAAUAUUAAGCUCCAUCUACACGCCUAAUGCAAUGCACGUUAGGGUUUCCAAACCAACAGUGAUUCAAGGAGGUUGCAAGUAGCUAAAAGGAGUGGAGACCACGGUAAAGAUCACAGACAGCUUAUGAGGCCUGGCGAUCGCCGAUCCUCUUUUGCGAUAUUUACGUCAUUCGGUGUAUUAUAUGACAUGUUUAUACCUCGGUAAUCUUGUUUAUGUAAAGCAGUAACCCUGAAGAACUUGCCUCCGCGAUAAUGAAUUGAGACAAAAUAUCAACUUCAUCACUUUGAAAAAUCUCUGUGAAGAAAUUAUUCUCAGGAUCUGAUACACAAAACCUUGACGAAUUUGACAUACGAACUGAUACAGUUGUUUUGAGUGACAAAGCUACCACGAUGCCUUCAAUCAACGUUUCCGACUACACCGUUAUAGAAAUAGACGUCAACGACAUCAUCGACGACAUGCUCAUCUUCAACGCUACUAACUCCAGCAUGGCUGCAGGGUUACAGGACAAUCCGUGGUACGUGUUUGUCCGGAAGUUCCAGACGGUGAUGAUACCGAUAGUUUGUGUUGUUGGCUUCGUCGGUAACAUUUUGGCAGCGGGAGCAUUUCUUAGUCCAACGUUGCGGAACACCUCCUGCUGUUUGCAUCUUGCAGUGAAAUCCAUCUCCGAUGUUGGCUUUCUGCUAUCAUUGUUUAUUGUGUGGCUUUAUCGACUUGAGGUGCCUGCUUUUACAACCCAGGGAGUUUGCCAAGUUACCGUGUUUCUGACAUACGUGAGUGGGUUUCUCUCUGUGUGGUUUGUCGUCAUGAUCACGUGCGAAAACUUCAUCCGGGUAUCCCUUCCAGGUCACGUGGCAAUAUGGUGUAGUGUGGCGCGUGCGAAAUUUACAAUUCUGCUCUUAAUUCUCCUGUCUGUUGGCAUUUACAGCUUCAGCUUAUGGACAACUGGCGUUAUACACCAUAGCAAUGGAGCCAAUUGUCUUGCCUUCGAAGAGUAUGAGAAAUUGGUCAUGGCCAUGACAUAUGUUGACUCGAUCCUCACCCUUGUGAUCCCGCUCGUCGCUAUGGUAUUUCUGAAUGUUGGAGUUGCAGUUGGUGCUAUAAAUGCACAUAAACGCCGCAAGAGACUGUUCCAGAGCAUCUCGCGGUCAUCCAGCCGGAAGAAACGAGAAUCGUCCAGUCCAGAAGCCAAAGUCUCGAAACUUCUUUUCGCUGUUUCAAUGAUUUUCCUCCUGCUCCAUACUCCAAGCCACGUGAUUCGGAUCAAAAUGAUGUGGGUUCAGAUCUUGUACAAGUCAGCCCCAACACUGUGUGAUAUCAUCCUCCACAGAGUGUUUGAACUCAUGUACUACAUGAAUUUUUCGGUGCAUUGUGUUGUGUAUCUGAUAUUUGGCGACAAUUUCAGAACAGUGUUCAAAUUGUUGUAUUUGCCGAUCUGUUUUAAGUCAACUCCUAUGCAAAACAACUCUUUUAAGACAUAUUGCAAGAGAGGGUCAGAAACAGAGGCAAUAUUAAAAUAAUGUGGAUAUUGGUGCAUGUUUAAUCUUCUAACUGCAUCUUUGAGACAUGUACAUGCGGGAAAAGAUGCAGCAACAGACGCAGUCAUCUUCUACAAGAGUAAGUUCAAAGCAGGCCUAGGUGCGUGUUGAAAAGGAAUAACAAUAAAUAUAAUCGCAAUUAAAAAAAUAAGCUUGAUGAAACUGUUUUUCUACUGUUGUAGAAUGCUGUACAGUCAACAGACAAUACUGCCAUCUCCUUAGUACUCCACUUAUGUACAUAGGGAUAUUGGUGGUUCAUUGUCCAUGGAAACAAUUAUUUGAAUUGACUAAUGAACAUCGAAACAUGCACCCUAUUUUUUCAAAUGAAUAAAUCAUGUUCG